Molecule: messenger RNA, 972 nt
Organism: Paecilomyces variotii
Lineage: Eukaryota; Fungi; Ascomycota; Eurotiomycetes; Eurotiales; Thermoascaceae
Exons: 2
Coding region: 131-745 (204 amino acids)
Source: RefSeq, a predicted model, not a curated record
GAUCAUCUGGGAGGUCCGACGGGAGAUGAAUAUCUAGACAACGAAACAAUAUCCCAUCGUCAAGUAGAAGAAAUCCUCACCCAUAUCAUCAGAUAACCGCAAGGAAACUCGAAAGAAAUAAAUCAUCACGAUGAUCGGCGCUCUCAUUUUUAUCUUCUGGCGGAUCGUAGAGAUCGUCUUCUUGAUCCCCAUCAUUGGCAUGAUGGCAUACUUUGUCAAUGGCUUUCUCAACAAUAACCAAUUAACGCCAGCCUACAUCCUCGUCCUCUUCAUCGUCAGCGUCGUCGCCGUGUUCUGGGCUCUCGACACCACCAUCCGGUACAGAACCACGCGGCGCUCCGCGAUCUUCGUGGCCUUUAUGGACCUCUGCUUCUUCGGCGCCUUUAUCGCCGGCGUGUAUGAGCUCCGCUUCAUCGCCAACGAGAACUGCUCACACUGGGACGGCGGUUCCGUCAUCGUCUCCCUCGGCCCGUUCGGGUACUGGGGCAUUGAGACACACAAGCCGACGGUCGAUCUGAACAAGACCUGCGCCAUGCUCAAGACCUGCUUCGCGUUCGGAAUCAUGGAGGUCAUUUUCUUCUUCUGGACCGCUCUAGUUGCGUUGUUUAUCCAUCGUCAUCACCGUGAAGAGGAGGUCGUUGUCAAGGAGACCGUCCGCCGGAGAAGUCAUAGCAGUCGUAGGGGCCAUUCGUCGCAUUCGCAGCAUCGCAGCUCGAGUGGAAGGAGACAGCCCUACGUGGUUUGAUUUCAUCCUUCUUUCUGUGGAUGAAUGCGUGGCUGGUCUGGUCUCAACGACCCAGCCUCCAACCUGUACUAACCAAAGUGCAGAACCAGCUGAGAUACGCCAGGAACGAAUUUCAUUACGAUGUGACACGACACAUAGUUAACUGCCUUUUUACCCACACAAGUUCAGGAAAUAGAUCUCAUACCGACGCCAAUCUUGGAAGAAAGAAGUACAAAAAAGGAAGAAAA